Sander lucioperca (pikeperch) is the source of this 4752-nucleotide messenger RNA. Its product is annotated as radixin-like. The transcript has 15 exons. The coding region runs from base 313 to 2058 and encodes 581 amino acids. Gene Ontology annotation, cellular component: cytoskeleton; plasma membrane; adherens junction. Gene Ontology annotation, biological process: positive regulation of early endosome to late endosome transport; positive regulation of protein localization to early endosome; regulation of organelle assembly. The record is from RefSeq and is a predicted model, not a curated record. NCBI's taxonomy places the organism in Eukaryota, Metazoa, Chordata, Actinopteri, Perciformes, Percidae. Gene Ontology annotation, molecular function: actin binding; cell adhesion molecule binding.
UAUUCCGGCUGGCUCGACACUAGCACCCCAAAUCGCCUUAUGGUUAAGACUUCAACGGGUUUUCUAUGUCUGUGGGAAUGUGUUUCGUCAAAAGCACUAAGAGAUAAGGAACGAGGACCUGGACGGAUUUCUCACCGUGAAUAUUUUGUCACGUUUGACGAUAACAGGCUUCCCUAGUAUCAACCUAAAUAUAUACUUCGUACCCCCGGUGAGUUGCCUCUCGCUAGAAGGUCCUGUGAUACAGCUGUUGUUGCCGUCCUGUGACGGAUUUAUUCUCUCAGCUGUUGUGUGUAAGGAGGAGAGGAAGCAAAGAUGCCGAAACCGAUCAAUGUCCGUGUGACCACCAUGGAUGCAGAGCUGGAGUUUGCCAUCCAACCUAAUACCACAGGAAAACAGCUCUUUGACCAGGUGGUGAAGACAGUGGGACUACGGGAGGUCUGGUUCUUUGGACUACAGUAUGUGGACAGUAAAGGCUACAGCACUUGGCUCAAACUCAAUAAGAAGGUGACCCAGCAGGAUGUGAAGAAAGAGAACCCACUGCAGUUUAAGUUCAGAGCCAAGUUCUUCCCUGAGGAUGUCUCAGAGGAACUAAUCCAGGAGAUCACUCAGAGACUCUUCUUCCUGCAGGUGAAAGAGGCCAUCCUGAACGAUGAGAACUACUGUCCCCCAGAGACGGCUGUGCUUCUGGCGUCAUACUCUGUCCAGGCCAAGUAUGGAGACUACAACAAAGAUGUCCACAAGCCUGGGUAUCUUACCCAUGACAGACUGCUGCCUCAGAGAGUCCUGGAGCAGCACAAGCUGACCAAGGAGCAGUGGGAGGACAGGAUACAGACUUGGCACGAAGAACACCGAGGAAUGCUCAGAGAGGACUCUAUGAUGGAAUAUCUUAAAAUCGCCCAGGACUUGGAGAUGUACGGAGUCAACUACUUUGAAAUCAAAAACAAGAAGGGCACACAGCUGUGGCUGGGGGUGGAUGCCCUUGGCCUCAACAUCUACGAACACGAAGACAAGUUAACACCAAAGAUUGGCUUCCCGUGGAGUGAAAUUCGAAACAUCUCUUUCAAUGACAAGAAGUUUGUCAUCAAACCUAUCGACAAGAAAGCACCUGACUUUGUGUUUUACGCCCCGCGUCUGCGCAUCAACAAACGUAUCCUGGCGUUGUGUAUGGGUAACCACGAGUUGUACAUGAGGAGGAGAAAGCCCGACACCAUCGAGGUGCAGCAGAUGAAGGCUCAGGCCCGCGAGGAGAAGCACCACAAACAGAUGGAGAGGGCUCAGCUGGAGAAUGAGAAGAAGAAGCGAGAGUAUGCAGAGAAAGAGAAGGAGAGGAUAGAGCGGGAGAAAGACGAGCUCAUGCAGAGGCUGAGACAGAUCGAAGAUCAGACGAUGAGAGCUCAGAAAGAGCUUGAGGAACAGACUCGCCGGGCCCUGGAGCUGGAGCAGGAGAGGAAGAGAGCGAGGGAGGAGGCCGAGAGACUGGAGAGAGAGAGGCAAAUGGCUGAGGAGGCCAAGGCAGAACUGGCCAAACAGGCCGCAGAUCAGCAGAAGACCCAGGAACAACUGGCUGCUGAACUGGCUGAAUUUACAGCCAAGAUCGCUCUCCUGGAAGAAGCCAAGAGAAAGAAAGAUGAUGAGGCAACAGAAUGGCAGCACAAGGCUCUGUCAGCCCAGGAUGACCUCGAGAAGACCAAGGAGGAGCUGAAGUCUGCAAUGACUGUGGUGCCAGCGCCUCUGAGUGGCCAUGCUGAGAGUGAGCAUGAUGAGCAGGAUGAAAACCACGCGGAAGCCAGCGCCGAGCUCUCCAAUGAAGGCGUCAGCCAGUUAGACCUCCGCAGUGAAGAGGCGCGCGUCACUGAAGCCCAGAAGAACGAGCGGGUCAAGAAACAGCUGCAGACAUUAAGCUCAGAGUUGGCCGAUGCCAGAGAUGAAACCAAGAAGACACAGAAUGAUGUGCUACACGCGGAGAACGUAAAAGCAGGCCGAGACAAAUACAAAACACUGCGUCAGAUUCGACAGGGCAACACAAAGCAGCGCAUCGAUGAGUUUGAGUCCAUGUGAGAACAGCACCGCUGUCCCCUCACCCCUCUUCCCCUGAGGGGUACCUGCUCUUGAACUUUUCCCCUCAGCGGCUGCUCAUUUUCGUGGACAACAGAUGCUGCCAUCCUUGUAGUCCCACCAUGUCCCCCUCUACACCCCAAGGCAAUCUUGAGAAAUCAUCUUGUCAAACUUGCCAAAGUCUUGCCCCACAUCUCUCUGAAAGUUACAGAUAUCUCUCCAAUAUGGAGCUGCCUACACGCCACUCUGAACAAGCAAAUAUCAUCGUACUGCAGAGAUCAUGUGUAAUCCUUAAACACAGGGGAAAAGAGAAACUGUUAAAACCAAAAUGGAAGCAAUUGGAAUUUUUUUUGAGCAAACAUGGCCAUAUAAAGCUACUUUUUUUUUUUUUUUUUUUUUUUUGACGACUUGUAUGCAAUAGUUGAGUGUGAUCCCAUGUCUUCAGUUAAAGAUUACCUGUCCUCUCCUUGUUUUUAAGUUGUUUCCCUCUAACCCGCUUUAGUUUGACUCGUUUUAUUGAUGAUGCCCUUCUUUUUAGUUGUCUGUUGAACACAUUUAGCUGCAGGCUAUGAAUAAAGACUGGAGUUUCGGGAUAAUCAUUUUAAUUCAGCGUCCAAGCGCUGCUUAUGUUGGAUCAUGUCAAAACAUAUCACAAGUCAUGCUAAUACUCUUAGCAUCUGAGUCAUUAGAGAGCUGAGGUCAUUUCACUCUAUUCAGUCAAUUUAAACUGUUAUUUGAAUGUUGCAGGUUUAUAUAAAAAAAAAAAGCACAGCAGUAUUUUAAUAGUUAAAUUCCAGGCUCAAUAUCAAGAAUAGCAGCACCCAACUUGUCACAUGGCAGGUUUUGAUGAACGAAUGUAGCAAAGGUAACAAAGGGAAAGUGUUUUUUUGACACGGAGGUGAUAGGAUAGCAUGCAAUGAGCUUGUGCCACUGAGCUAUCACCCACGAGCUUAAAAGUGUUAGAAGAUAAGCUAAUUGAUAGUUUUGUGUGUGUGUGUGUGUGUCUGUGUGUCUGUCAUGUGUGUCUAGUUGCAUCCCAGUGUUUCAUUCCCAGUCACCAUAGAUGGUUUUCUCUGCCUACCAGCUCACAAAGGAAGCUAGGGUAUUAAAUGGACAGACAGAGGAACAGAGAGAUGUCCAAGCUGUUUGUCCGUCUGUCCAACCGUGUAUGUGUGUGUGAGAGAGAGAGAGAGGGAGAGAGAAUAUACACGUGCAGGUGUAGAAGCUGAGACUUGGCACCUCUCUGGCUGGGGAGCUUAUGAAAACAUCAGUCCUCGACCCAGGACAAAUCUCUACCUCAGUAAUGUUAGCAGUGGUGACUGACAGUCAAACACUCAGGGUGCGCCCCCUCUCCUCCCUCCCAAUAAGGUCAUAAUUUUACUUGGUUAACGUUACAUCCUUGUGUGGUGCUCCUGGGCAGGCUACAUUUUGUCAGCCGCCUUGUGGCUGUACGUUGGAUUAAGGAUUUCAAGAGAACAGUAAGGGUCUAUGUAAAACAUAUGUCAUUGAGAUCUAGGUUGAGCUAGUUUUACACAACGGUCUCUCCUUGCUCAGAUUUUUUUGUUCAUUGUCAUUUUGUCCAGGGGGAAAAAAAAAUCCCAAACAAUGAGGAAGGGGAAAUAAAUAAAUGUUGCAAAUAUCAGAAUUAAGAUGUACUUUAGUAUAAAGCUAAUUUUCAGAAUAAAUAAGGUAAUUUUGUCAUGACCUGACAGGGUCCUGUGAAUCAUUUGGCUCUAAGUUGUUGGUGGUGACAGACUGGGUCUACAGAGCUGCCGGGACUCAAGACCUUGUUUUAAAAGAAGGCUCUCCUGUAUAAUUAAUUUCCUUUAAUGUCUGCGCAGAACUUUCUCCUUUGUUUCAAUUUCACUUCAAGGAGACAGUUUGCAGACCUGCAAUGGAUCAUGGGACUGAGAGACUUGUGAAUACGUAGAGAUGUUACUCGUAGUUCUUAAUGUGAAUGGACCUUGCUAUUGAAAAUUGUCUCUUGAAUCAAUUGGAGAGUAGGCCAAUUUCUUCCCUUCAAAUCUUAUUAUAAAUUCCCAUCUGACAACAUUGUUUUUGCUCAAACAAACUAACUCCAUCUUUUGUGGGGUGGAAAAUAUGUUCCAAGGUGCAUUUUUGACAUAAGUGAACAUAAAGUUCUCCUUUUUUUUAAUUAACAAUAUGAUGAAAAAUGUUUAUGGUAUUAUUUGUUACGCUAUACUUGACAGCUGUUGUAGGUUAUUAUUGUUUUAAUAGGCAAGAGUUUUAAAGUUAAAGCACUUGUAAGCAACAAGACACUGAAUCCUGCCUUUUGUGUUUAACUUCAGUGUCAAUUGUUAGUGUAUUGUUUGCCAUAGCAGGUGAAAAAAAGAUCCUGUGCUUCCAGCUCAUAUUUUUGUAUUGUGUUCAAACCGGCAGCAUGCAUCGCUAUACUGACCAGCUUCAUUGGAGGGGAAAACUAUUGUUGACACAUCCACACCCUCAACCCCCACAUUCAAGCUGUAAGGCUUCAGUUAGUUUAUUUUCACAGCAGAAUGUCAUUGACCUGCCUGUCCCCUCUAAUGAAGCCAGUGUCUGUGAUGAUGCCUGCUCUGGCACCAGCUGUCACAUUUUGCCGUUUGUUUUUUCCUUAUGUUCAUGUAUUCUUUAAGAUAGAAGGCACAGAUGGAUUGCAAUUAAUUUCAUUGAUUCACAAAUAAAAGUUUUAAAUUUUGA